Messenger RNA from Vigna unguiculata (cowpea), 2580 nucleotides. Its product is annotated as inter alpha-trypsin inhibitor, heavy chain-like protein. NCBI's taxonomy places the organism in Eukaryota, Viridiplantae, Streptophyta, Magnoliopsida, Fabales, Fabaceae. The record is from RefSeq and is a predicted model, not a curated record.
CUUUCUUUCUUCUUCUUCGUUUCUUUUUCUCUUUUCUCUUCUUCUUCCUCUGUUUCUCAAAACCUCACAUAAGUUUUUUUUUUUUUUUAAUUGCAUUUCCAAAUCCUCACUUUCUUCCCUUCGAAACCUCCAAUCGCUCCCUCUCUCGCUCAUUUUAAUUUAUUUCACAAAUCACCGGAAAAUCUCCCCGGCGGCGGCGGCGGCGGCGAUGGCUGACUAUUUCUCAAGCUCCGUCGAAUUCGGACUCAACCUAUCAAAGCGAGUUUACUACGGGAAAGGAUCAGCUCCUUCGCUUGUUCGGUCGAUGUCACGGUCGUCGGAGGGAUUCCUCCCGACGGCUCCGAUGUGCUACGCGGUGAUAUCCGAUCCGGAAAAGGUCGAGAAUCCGGACAUUCGAAGUUACCAGCCCUACGUGCACGGCCAGUGCGAGCCUCCGGCGCUGAUACCGCUUGAGCUUCACGGCGUCACCAUGGAAGUAGAGUGCUCCUUGGACACGGCGUUUGUAACGGUUUCCGAAAAGUGGCGCGUGCAUUGCGUGACCGGAAGUAGUACGUGUGAUUGCCAGGUUGCUAUACCCAUGGGUGAACAGGGUUCACUUCUAGGUCUGGAAGUUGAUGAUUCUGGUAGAACUUAUCAUACUGAAUUGAUCUCCCUGAACGAUGAAAAUGAUAAGGAUAAAGUGGCCAAAGCUAAAGAUGGAUACUUCUUGAAAAGCCAUAUAUACACCGUUAAGAUUCCACAGUUUAGGGGAGGCUCCGUGUUCUCAACUAAGAUUAGAUGGUCCCAGAAAAUAUUAUUUCAUGAUGGCCAGUUAUCUGUCUGUGUCCCUUUCAGCUUUCCGUCAUACGUCAACCCAGCCGGAAAAAGAAUUUCUAAAAAGGAGAAGAUAUUUUUGAAAGUGAAUUCUGGUUCUGCAACGGAAGUGUUGUGCAAAACCACCAGUCAUCCCCUUAAGGAACUACUGCGCCAAGCUGGCAAAUUAAAUUUAUCAUAUGAAGCAGAAGUGCCAGUAUGGUCCAGUACAGACUUCAGUUUCUCGUACUCUGUUUCUUCAAAUGACAUAUCUGGAGCUGUUCUUCUGCAAUCUCCAUUCCUGCGUGAUUUUGAUGAAAGAGAGAUAUUUUGUUUGUAUCUUUACCCAGGAAACGGACAGGGCAGAAAGGUUUUUAAAAAGGAUGUGGUGUUUAUAGUAGAUAUAAGCGCAAGCAUGAAGGGAACUCCUCUCGAUAACACAAAGAAUGCCCUACUAACAUCACUCUCCCAACUAAAUGCACAAGAUACAUUUAACAUUAUAGCUUUCAAUGGAGCGCUCUACUUAUUUUCGUCAUCAAUGGAAUCAGCUACUGAGGAAGCAAUUUUAAAUGCUACGAAGUGGGUUGACACUAAUUUUAUUGCUAAUGGUGACACUAAUAUUAUGCUUCCCUUAACACAGGCAAUGAAGCUACUUGAGAAAUCCACUGAUUCGGUCCCUCUUAUUUUUCUCGUUACUGAUGGGGCCGUUGAGGAUGAGAGAGAGAUAUGCAAUUUUGUGGAAAGCUAUGUCUCAAGUGGGCAAUCAGUUCCAACACCGCGCAUAUGUACCUUUGGCAUAGGUUUAUAUUGCAAUCACUACUUCCUGCAAUUGCUUGCACAAAUUGGGAGGGGCCACUAUGAUUGUGCUCAUGAUUUGGAUUCAAUUGAAUUUAGAAUGCAAAGGCUUUUCAGUACAGCUUCGUCGGUUAUAGUUGCUGAUGUAACAAUCGAAAGUUUAGAAGGUCUUGAUUCACAUGAGUUAUUCCCGUCUCAUAUACAAGAUAUAUCAUCUGGAAGUCCGUUGAUCCUAUCAGGCAGAUACAGUGGAACUUUCCCUGAAUUAGUUAAAGUCUCUGGUACUUUGGCAGAUAUGACUAACUUCGCUGUAGACCUUAAAGUGAAAAGAGAGAAGGAUAUACAACUCAGUAACGUCCUUGCAAAGAGACAUGUAGACAUGGUCACUGCACAGGCCUGGUUAUUGAAAAGUGAAGAGCUGGAGGAGAAGGUUACAAAAAUGAGUAUUCAAAAUAAAGUCCCGUCAGAGUAUACCUGCAUGAGCAUGGUUCUUGUAGAGAGCGAAGAAGGGAAGAAAGCACCGGAACAAUUUCUGUUACAAAAGGCAUACAGCAAACUUAGCUUCCAGAGGGUGGAGUUGAACAAGCAGAAGUUAUUCCUUGGCGGACUAAGUGUUGGAUUUGGUGACUCAAAAGCAACUGCUGAGAAUUUGGCACCAGCUAUAAAGGAAGCAAAACCACCUGAAGGACUACUGGGGAAGGCUGCUUCCACCUGUUGUGGUCGAUUGGCCGAUACCUGUUGUGGCAUGUGUCUGUUGCAGUCUUGCACUUUUGUGAAUGACCAGUGCACCAUUGUUUGCACUCAACUUUGUGCAGCCCUGGCCUGUUUUGAGUUAAUCAAAUGCUGUGUUGAGCUCUGCGAGUGUGAUUGUUUGCAGUGAAAUUAUAUAUAUGCUAAGUCAAGCAUAGAGAAACUGUUUAAUAUUACAAAAUUGUUGGCUUGUAUAUAUAUGUAUUAUAUGAGCUCUUCUAUGAAUAAAAUGUUUACAGCUUA